Molecule: messenger RNA, 1227 nt
Organism: Aureobasidium subglaciale EXF-2481
Lineage: Eukaryota; Fungi; Ascomycota; Dothideomycetes; Dothideales; Saccotheciaceae
Exons: 2
Coding region: 1-1227 (408 amino acids)
Molecular function (GO): NAD+ binding
Source: RefSeq, a predicted model, not a curated record
AUGGUUGGACAAUUGAUGAGAAUACCGUAUACGGCGCCCCUGCCAGCACCGACAAUCAUCCCGUCAGCAGCAGCUUCCCUCUCUGGCGCAAUUGCCGCCUUGUCCGACUUCCUCACCUCGACGCCACAACGACGAAACAACAACAAGGACAAGACUGUUUUGCUUACUGGAGCUGGCAUCUCGGUCGCGUCAGGUCUUGCCGACUAUAGAGGUACCAAGGGAACCUAUACACUUAACAAGACAUACCGACCAAUCUACUUUCACGAAUUCGUGGCCAAUCAUGCUGCACGGAAACGAUACUGGGCUCGCAGUUUUCUGGGAUGGACCAACUUGAAUAAAUCAAAACCGAAUCCUGCACACAAGGCCGUGGCAGAUUUAGGUCGCAUGGGCUAUCUCUCCAGUGUCAUUACCCAGAGUAACUACUACCCAGCCUCCAGCUUGAACAUCAAGAAUGUCGACUCCUUUCACCCUCAAGCACACCCAUCUGUUCGUACCCUCGAACUCCACGGCUACCUCCGGAGCGCAGUCUGUACAACCUGCCGCACUGAAUACGACCGUCAACUCUUCCAAAAUGACCUCGCCCAACUAAACCCCGCAUGGUCCGACUUCCUAAACGAAAUGCUAGCCUCUGGUGCCCUGACGACUGAAAAUCCUGAAGAAAGAAGGCGAUUAGGUCUCAAGACAAAUCCAGAUGGUGAUGUAGAUGUGCCAGGAGUAGACUAUGCUACCUUCAGAUAUCCAGCGUGUCCGAGCUGUUUGGCAAAACCUCCGAAGGAUAAAGAUGGCAAACAACACAUUAUCGAGGUUGAUGUGGAUGGUGCUUGGCUGGCUGGAAAGUCUACGGCAGGUAUCUUGAAGCCUAAUGUCAUCAUGUUUGGAGAGAGUAUUCCGGACUCUACAAAGACGGCUGCCGAGUUUGCCAUUGAUGAGGCUUCUCGGAUCUUGGUGCUAGGGUCUUCGUUAGCGACAUACUCUGCUUGGAGAUUGGUCAAAAGAGCUAGGGAACAGGGCAUGCCCAUUGGCAUUGUCAACAUUGGUGGUGUGAGGGGCGAGGAUCAGUUCUUUGGUCAUUUGACAGAGAGAAGUGCAGGAAGAGAUGGUUUGAGGUGCUCACAUAUUCUCGAGGAGAUGUUGCCGGCCCUGGUGAAAGAGCUAGGACAAAAGGAAGCCUCAUCGUUCGCUGCUACUGGAGCCUCGCGGCCAUUCGUGCCGGCGCCUUGGGCAUGA